UCAGUGCUGGAAAAAUGUUAUUUGCAUUUGAAUGGGCAUAAUCCAGAACGCGGGCAAGAGACUUCAACCUAAAAAUACUUUUAAAAAUACGUAGAAAAUCCGAUAUCCAAGUAGGCAACUGAAAGUUGAUCCAAAAUUCAAGCGAAUCAAGUUCUGAAACAUUUUUUAAUAGUCAUCGGAGUAUUUUUGAUUUAAUAAAGCGAUGUCCGAGCUGCCCAAAGAGUUUCCCCGCUUGCUCAGACCGGGUUCGGGUGUUCGGGAUGAACUGAAGCAGAAGAUAAAGGAAUUCGAGGCCAUGCAGAUGGAGCGUUUGCAGCUUGAUCGCGAAAUGAGUUUGUUGCGCAAGCGGCAGAAUGAAACUGAGGACCGUGUGGCGGAGGAACUGGCUGAGAACGAGUUCCAGAGCUGUCUGGGGGCACAGCCAGCCGUGGAGCGCAGCUGCACAGAUCUACAAAACAUGUUUGAUCAACAUCUUGGAUGCAUUGUCGACGAUUUGGCUGCUAAGUUUAAGCGAAUGUUCUACCUUGAUAUCGACAUGAGGGAGCUUAAGGCAUCCAUCGAGAGCGACAUUGCUGCGGACAACGAGAAGUUGAAGUCCAAGUGAAUUCAAAGCAAAUAUAUUUGCAGAAAACAGCAGCUAAUUGAUUCCCAAACCUGAAGAUACUACAUCUGCCAGACCACUCUCAAAGUACCCUCAAAUACUUAUUUCCCAUGCUUCCAAAUCCCACUCAAACAAAAGGGAAUCAAAGUUCAUCAAGUGAAAUCCAAGAGAUACCAAAUUAAUCAACUUACCAACUAAAUGUUCAAUUAUUCAACUGAGCUGCAAAUAAA
Molecule: messenger RNA, 831 nt
Organism: Drosophila subobscura
Lineage: Eukaryota; Metazoa; Arthropoda; Insecta; Diptera; Drosophilidae
Exons: 2
Coding region: 203-604 (133 amino acids)
Source: RefSeq, a predicted model, not a curated record